CAGAGACUGCCAGUACUCAUCAGGGACGAAGCUGGUCUGAACCAGGAAGCAGUUGAUCAGUCUGAAUACCACAGAAAACACAGCAACUCUGGUUCUCAGCCUACCUGUGGAGUUCAAGAUAAAUCACUUCAUAUUAGAGACAUUACGGACUUAUAUUUUAUCAUCACAGCACACAGCUGUUUGGUCUCCAUUACUUCAGGAACCCACCGUCAUCAAGAAGACUUUCAUCUUCCUAUCAUCUUGUGUUUCAACAUUUGGAUUUCAUAUAAAAAGACGUAAUGUUUCGAAGAAGAGUACCCUUCUCACAGAUCGCCUUAGCCACACUGCUUGGAGUCGCUGGUGGUAUUUAUAUCUACAGGCCUUAUUUUGAGCCGGUGCAGACCUCAAGACAACAAAACCAGGAUGUGCCAAAGAAACCGAAUGAAACAGACUGAAAUAAUUCAUCACUCCCAGGAAAUACUUCACACACAGAAGCCAGAAGAACUACAUCAGAGGCUGCUGGACUGUCAGAGCUGGAGGCCGAACUAAAGACAAGACCAGCAUGGAUAAAUCCAUGCUUCUUUGGGGUUCUUUGUAUGAUUGUUAAUGUACAAAAUAAAGUAUUUAAUAAUUUGA
Molecule: messenger RNA, 615 nt
Organism: Perca flavescens (yellow perch)
Lineage: Eukaryota; Metazoa; Chordata; Actinopteri; Perciformes; Percidae
Gene: pigbos1
Product: PIGB opposite strand 1
Exons: 2
Coding region: 279-434 (51 amino acids)
Source: RefSeq, a predicted model, not a curated record